Messenger RNA from Ophidiomyces ophidiicola, 3291 nucleotides. RefSeq lists its product as uncharacterized. The coding region runs from base 1 to 3291 and encodes 1096 amino acids. Gene Ontology annotation, molecular function: protein binding. Lineage: Eukaryota; Fungi; Ascomycota; Eurotiomycetes; Onygenales; Onygenaceae. The record is from RefSeq and is a predicted model, not a curated record. Gene Ontology annotation, cellular component: mitochondrion; cytosol. Gene Ontology annotation, biological process: cell redox homeostasis. The transcript has a single exon.
AUGCCGCACCUAGUAGGGGAACGUCGCGCCCCCAGGACUGGGGUUUCGUCCGGUAAUUUGUAUUCGACCUCCGUCCCCUCCGAGUUCGAGAAAUCGCACCCUUUUUCAUCAGUAAAGAGAUAUCUCCGGCAAGGCGAGAUUAAAAUAAAGGGGCUAGGGUCUCUGUCGCCAGUACGCCCAUCGACUGCAUUCUCAGAACGGCGAGGGUUUUCCAACACUUCGCCGGGAGUAGCUCCGCCCAAAAGCUCGCCCACCCCGGUCACUCCCUCCCACGAACCGGCCGCGUCGGCCUAUCCUAGCCGCCGCUCAAGCUUACCCGCAACCUCACCUCCGGCAGACUUUACCUUCAAGCCUAGGCUACGAACAUCAACUUUAACCAGCAAUAGACAGCCUCAACUCCCCUCUAAUCUUAAUGCAGCUUCGUUGCGAAGCCCGUCGUUAGACACAAGCCGCCGCCGACUAUCCGUAGGCGGGGAUACCGCAUAUGGACACCAAAAAGAACUUCCCUACACCCAUUACCAACGAUCGAAUUCCCGACCCGUGACGCCUCACACUGAUUUGAGCGACUUCACAAGCAUGCUUUCGAGCACGCUCCCUGACGGGGCGCGGGACGACCACGCUGCCCAACCGCAGUAUUCAAGCCCACAUCCCGUGGCUACAAUCGCCGGUCCAGCGACGAAUGUAGGCUCUACAAAUCUAUCAGGACUGGUGUGCAAUGUACAUAGAACUACAGGUAGAGAGCCUCAUGCCCUGGUUGGCGCCACUACCACGAUCCUGGGCGACAAAUUAUACGUUUUCGGAGGCCGUAUGUUAUCUCGAACUCGACCAGAGCUUACGUCAGAUCUCUACGAGCUCGACCUGAUACGCCGUCAUUGGAGUAAGAUCCAGACAACGGGGGACAUUCCCCCGCCACGAUAUUUCCACAGUGUAUGUGCGCUCGGCGAUACAAAGUUGGUCUGCUAUGGUGGCAUGUCUCCCCGGGUCGCACCAGGGAACCAGUCAUCAAGCAAUUUGUCCCAAACUGCCGCCCAGGAUUCCCAACCGGAGAUUGUCGUGAUGUCUGACAUACAUAUCUACGAUGUACCGACGCGGACAUGGACACGUAUUCAGGCGAACAACACACCUCAGGGGCGGUAUGCCCACUGCGCUACCGUCCUUCCCUCAUCCGCAGUCUUUACCUCCUCUCAAGCACCCUUAUCGGCGAUCCAACACAAUCCAUCCUCAUCUAACCCACACCAAGGCACAAUAGGAGUCGAUAUCGAUGGCUACGGGGGCGCUGAGAUGGUGGUCGUUGGAGGCCAGGACAGCUCCAAUCAUUAUAUCGAACAAAUCAGCAUAUUCAAUCUGCGAAGUUUGAGAUGGACUGUGACGUCCCCCUUAGACCGGAGCUGUGGUGCCUAUCGAAGCGUUGUCACACCCCUGAACGAUGUCCCUGUGUCACACAUUGGAGCAGGCGAUGAUUUUACACACUCUAAGGAUGCGAAUACGGAUGUUAACGGGACUCCCCUUUUAAUAUAUUCAAACUAUAAUUUUCUUGAUGUGAAGCUAGAGCUUCAGAUUCGACUGCCGAGCGGCCGACUAAUAGAAAAGACCAUGGACACCUCCGUUUCUCCUCCCGGUCUUAGAUUCCCAAACGGCGGCAUCAUCAAUGGGCAUUUUGUUGUUAGCGGUACUUACUUAACUUCUUCCAAACAAGAGUAUGCGCUUUGGGCACUAGAUUUAAAAACCCUGACUUGGGGUCGCAUAGAUGUUGGUGGCACGAUGUUCAGCAAUGGUAGUUGGAACCGCGGAGUUCUAUGGAAUCGACGCAGCACAUUUGUUAUUUUAGGGCAUAGGAAACGGAGUCUGGUUGAAGAUUAUAAUCAUCGCCGUCUUAACUUUACUCACGUUUGUUUGGUGGAGCUGGAAGCCUUUGGACUCUACGAGAAUCCUCGCCGGACCUCAGCCACGUCGGAAUAUCAAUCAGUGAGCGCCCCUGCAUUACCAGCAUCCAUACAGCCCAGGUUCUCUUUGCAAUCUGGUGGCGGUCGGCCUUACUCUGCAGCUGCGCAACGGUUGGGUCUUGCGGCACAAUCGCUCAUGGAAAUAGCCGAUAUGGACCUACUUACAAUUGGUGGCGGGAGAAUCCCAGUCAACUCCCAUGUUCUCGCCAGACGAUGGGGUCCCUAUUUCGUCCAGUUACUGCGUCGAUCCACGUCAAUUGCAUCAGACAACUUAUCUGACGCGGGUACUGUUCGUCGGCCUGGCUCUUCCUUUGCCAACAAUCAAGGCAGCAAUAAACGCAGUUCUAAUGUCACCAUCACACCUACAAUAAGCCACAAGAGCCAUACUUCCACGUCUUCUUCAGCGACCACCCUUGUCAAUCAUGCCAGUGCGCCGUCGAACGCUAGCGCGAAUACCCCUUCUGCGGCACUUCCUAACCUUGAGAUACCAUCUGCUCACUCUCUCACACCGAUGUCACGUCCGCGAACGCUCUAUCUCCCGCACACCUACCUAACAGUGCAACUGCUUGUUCAUUUUCUCUACACCUCAUCACUUCCCCCUAUCAACUCACCUCUAUGCACUCCCCAAAUACUUUGCUCACUUCUACAACUGGCACGGCCGUAUCAAGUUGACGGGUUGCUUGAAGCUAUUGUCGAACGUUUACACCAAGUCCUGGACGGCCGUAACGCCGCCGCGGUAUUCAACGCUACCGCCAUGGCUGCGGGCGGUGGACGCGGAACUGGAUUUUCCAGUGGCACUGGCGGCACGUUAGAGAUUUUGAAUGGCGGCGCCAGGUCACGUCCUGAACUAGGCAGGACGUCUUCAAGCCAACAGGUAAGCGCGGUGCAUCCAAACUCCGCCGAAGUAGAUGGCAAUGAAGCCUCUUCCUCCGGCCGGCGUCCAUCCACCAACUCGGCCUCGCAACAACGCCCUUCUAACCUCCGAAUCAAUACCAACCUGGGAGGUCGCCAUCGCACCGAAUCUCUUAGCAGCGCCAGCACCGUUACCUCCGCAUCCACAAAUACCAGCAACAGCUUCACGGAGUCGGACGUCGUUGGCCGCCAGUCGAGCAAUGGCGACAGCUCCAGUCGGCCACAGACACAAAGCAAAGCCGACAGGGAGGUAUGGACGGGAGGGAUCAGUAGCGUUGUCGGGUUACAGAAACGCGGAUUGCGGGGGUUGAUGGAAGGGCGGCGUCUGCGCGAGAGAGGCGCGACGAAUGCCGGCGAUGAUCGGCAGACACCGACCGCUGGAGUAACGACGAUCCCCACCGGUGUGCCCGCGGUGGGAAAUGCCAAAGCCUUAUGA